Messenger RNA from Baudoinia panamericana UAMH 10762, 1617 nucleotides. RefSeq lists its product as uncharacterized. The record is from RefSeq and is a predicted model, not a curated record. Gene Ontology annotation, biological process: transmembrane transport. Gene Ontology annotation, molecular function: transmembrane transporter activity. Bases 1 to 1617 code for a protein of 538 amino acids. The transcript has 2 exons. NCBI's taxonomy places the organism in Eukaryota, Fungi, Ascomycota, Dothideomycetes, Mycosphaerellales, Teratosphaeriaceae. Gene Ontology annotation, cellular component: membrane.
AUGGUAGACCCGCGCGACCAGAAGCCUGGCGAUAUCAACGCUGAGACUGUCGAAGCCAUUGGCGCGGCCGACUAUGAGGCCGUCAAAGGCAAGGACAAGGCAGCCCUCCUCCUUAAGGAAGCUGGCCACUCCGUCAUUGUGACACCAGCGGACAACUCGCGCAUCUUGCGUUCCAUCGACCUACAUAUCCUUCCCAUCAUACUCGUCAUUUACUGCUUGCAAUCACUCGACAAGACCGCCUUGAGCUAUGCCUCCGUCUUCGGCAUCAUCCAGGACACCCACCUCGUCGGCCUGGAAUACAGCUGGACGGGUGCCAUCGUGUAUGUUGCCCAGCUCAUCUGGCAGCCACUUAUUGCUCUCGCCCUGGUAAAGCUUCCGCUUGGAAAGUUCAUCGGUGUCAUGGUGCUCUGCUGGGGCAUCACGCUGUGCGGCAUGGUUGGCAGCAAGAACUUUGGCGGUCUGAUGGCUUCACGGUUCGUCCUCGGAUCGUUCGAGGCGUCUGUCGCACCCACAUUCAUCGCAUUGGUACAAAUGUGGUAUCGGAGAAACGAGCAGACCAAUCGCAACGCCGCUUGGUACUCUAUGUUGGGGAUAGUCAACAUCUUCGGCAGCCUUCUUAGCUGGGGCCUUGCCCACAUUGAUUCCCACACACUCCGCCCAUGGCAGAUCAUCUUCCUCUUUUGUGGCUGCCUGACCGCUGCGUUCUCGGUCAUCGUCCUCAUCUUCCUACCAGACUCUCCAAUGCAGGCACGCUUCCUUAAGGGUGACGACAAGCUUAUAGCUAUUGAGCGGCUUAGGAUGAAUCAAAUGGGUGUCUCAUCUGGUGUGUGGCGGUGGGAUCAUGUCUGGGAGUGCCUUACGGACGUCAAGACUUGGAUCUGGUUCUGCCUUCUGACCGCGGUCUCGAUCCCAUCCGGCGGCAUUACGACUUACGGCCCACUCAUUGUCAAGAGUUUCGGCUUCAGCUCGUUCAAAACGCUUCUUUUCAACAUGCCCUUUGGCGCCGUGCAGCUCGUCGUGACGCUUGGAGCCGCUUUCGGCGCAACCCGCUUCAAGUCCAAGUCGCUCAUGCUGGCCCUUCUCUGCAUUCCGCCCAUCAUCGGGCUGUCACUCAUGCUCAGCAUUCCGCGUACUAAGAACAACCGUGGCAUCCUACUCUUCGGCUACUACAUCACCUCGGUCUACCCGGCCAUCAGCCCGCUGAUCUACAGCUGGAGUGGCCAGAACACCGGUGGCGACACCAAGCGCAAGGUCACCACCGCCGUGCUUUUCAUAGGCGCGUCCGCGGGCAAUAUUAUCGGCCCUAACCUUUUCAAACCGAGCGAUGCGCCCUACUACCACCGCGGGCUUAGCGCUGACUUGGCGCUCUUCGUCGUCAUCAUUGUGCUUGUGGGCUUGGGGGUCAUCUGGGUUCGCAUUUUGAACCAGAAACAUGCGGCGGAGAGAGUUAGGCUAGGCAAGGCGGCGAAGGUUGUCGAUUUGAGUAUGGAGGAUAAGAAGGCGCUUGAGAAGCAUGACGAGGCUGUCAAUGACACGCAUCAGACUGGAGGCGUCGGUGAGAAGGGUUUUGAUGACUUGACUGACCUGAAGAAUGAGGACUUCAUCUACGUAUACUAA